Messenger RNA from Etheostoma cragini (Arkansas darter), 3514 nucleotides. It is a transcript of the gene cdhr5a, whose product is annotated as cadherin-related family member 5a. Gene Ontology annotation, biological process: calcium-dependent cell-cell adhesion; cell morphogenesis; homophilic cell-cell adhesion. Gene Ontology annotation, cellular component: membrane; adherens junction; catenin complex. Bases 139 to 2259 code for a protein of 706 amino acids. The record is from RefSeq and is a predicted model, not a curated record. The transcript has 14 exons. Gene Ontology annotation, molecular function: calcium ion binding; cadherin binding. Lineage: Eukaryota; Metazoa; Chordata; Actinopteri; Perciformes; Percidae.
ACAAACAUUGCAACUGUAGUCGACUCCCACUCGCCGGGCAGCACAGACGGGGCAUUAUGUGGACGAGUACCAGCUGGUACCACGGGCUCCUCAUCCUCCUCUGGGACUUCAUUUGUUUUGUGCGUCUGAAAUCAGGACAUGGAACUGAAAUCGAAGAGCAAACCUGUGAACGUUCUCCUCGGAUGCAUCGUCGUCGUCGUCUACUUUUGUACAGUUUGUCCGGCUGAAAGACUCUGCACGGUUCCUCCGGGCCCCGUGGCGGUCCCAGAAAACAACACGGCCGACGUCCAGGUGGUGAAAAUCCUCUCCGGGGCUGAUGUGACGCUGACCGUCACCGUCAACCCGGAAGAUCUGUUCUACCUGAAAGGGAACGCCUUGAUGGUAAAGAAAGGACUCGACUAUGAGUCGUUCCCCAGUGCAGCUCUGGUGGUGUGGGUGCAGUGCAGCAGAGACGGCUCCAAAUCCGUGAGCGAGUCUGUUGAGGUUCUGGUUGAAAACGUGAACGAUAACCCUCCAAACUUUGCACAAAGCCACUACGUACUGGACGUGAAUGAGCUUCUUCCUGUCAACUCCAGCGUGGGACUGAUAGAAGCAUCAGAUGUUGAUUCAGAGCCGCUGUACUACCGCUUAGAGCCCGCAACAGACAAAUAUUUCCGCCUAGAAAACAUCAACACCCCAAAGAUAAUUGUGAAAAGCAUCCUGGACUACGAUGUUGUUCAGAAGAUCUCUCUGGUUCUCCACGUGCAGGACACGCGGGCGGGUUCGGCCUCCGACGAGCCCUUCUUCACAUCCGUGGCCACCAUCACGGUGCACGUGAAGGACGUUGACAACAGGCCUCCGUGGUUUCAGCCUUGUUUGAGGACCAACUUGGGACUCGCCAAACUGUGUGUGAGCACCGGCUACAGAGGCAAAGUCAACCUCACCGAGAAGGAGGACGGGCCAUUGUUGCUGGAGCCCGGUCCAGUGUUUGCCAGGGACGGAGACAAGAACCGGAGCGAGCAGAUCAGCUACAGAAUCCUCCGAGGGAAUGAGGGGAAUAUAUUCCAGAUUGAUGAGGAAACGGGAAACAUCUCCAUGGCUAAGGCUGCUGAUAUUGUCGGCCCAAUAACUCUCACUGUUCUGGCGUCACAGGUGACCAACAGGGAUCAGUUCGCGGUGACCCAAGUGACCAUCAACGUGAUGAAGAAGAGCAGAAACCCUCCUCGCUUUGAGAGGGAGCGAUACGAAGGAUUUAUCUACAGCAACUCGAUCCCUGAAAGCAUGAUCCUCCGAGACCGAAGCACCAACCGGCCCUUCAGGGUCCGAGCUCAGGACGAGGACUUUGCCGCUGGUGCAAAUCCAGAUGUGAAGUAUGAGGUUCAGUACAGCAGCUAUGUCAACGUCACCUCGGACGGCUUUGUGAUCCUGAAGAGAGUCGUUAAGACGGAGUCUUUUGCACUUCAGCUCAGAGCCGUGGACACGUCAACGGGGGAGUUUGGCACAGCUGCCCUCUCUGUUCAGGUCAUACCAGCCGUGGCCAUCCCUUCCCCGUCAAACGUCGGCUAUCGUCCUGGCGACAUGGCGCUUCUGGGUCUGGUCAUGGCGGCUCUGCUGGUCCUCUGCCUCAUUGUGAUUGGUUUCUUGAUUUCCCGCUUGUGGAAGGGAAAUGCAAGCGUGGACAAACUAUGUGAGUGCCUGGGCCCCUGCCUGAAGUCGGACCAGCCGCGGUCCGGCCACAGGGACUCCCUGCAGUAUACCAACGACGGCUUCCAGAAUGAGGGGGACGCGAGCCGCGGGGGCGGCAGACGCUGGACCAACGUUCUCCCCAGACGGAGCACCUUCCCCCAGGCACAAGGCCGGGUAAUCCCCAUGGAGAGACGGAGCCGCCACUGCUCCUCCUGUGGGGUCUUCACCAACCACGUCCCCAAGGGGAGCCCCUCGGUGAGUACGUCCCGGAAGGGCAGAGGCAACGGGGACGAGUACAGCCAGAGGUCAAUCCUGGCUAGGCAGAGGAGGAAAGAGGGCCAGAAGACGGUGUGGUUCAAGGAGGUCGAGGACUCGUCUGACAUCGAGGUGGAGAUUAUCCCAGACACUGUAGGCCGGGUGGAGGAGGAGACGGAGGAGGAGCUGGAUAUGGAGGGGGUUAUAAGAGACCCGGCAGCCCCUCUGAGAGAGUCCGACGGUGGGCAGGAGAGCCAAAGCGCGGAGCCUAGUGAGGAGCAGGAUCGUGAAAACACCAGCUCAGAAAAAGAGAAGGGAGGCCAGGAGCAGGAGGGCUGACAGCAGGGCUCACAGGGGAGACUCGUCGUAGAAGGAAACUGAGCUUUGUUUUCAUGUCACUUUUUGGAGACAGCCUUCAACAGAGAGGUCCCAGCAGACCAGGAGGACUGGAUAACUGCCAAAACCUCAAGAAUACAUUCAAGGAUCCAAAAAGUGUUUACUUUCUACUGUGAGUAUCUUCAGAAGACCAGUGUCCAAGGCAAUAACUUCAUACAAUGUUUUAAAACAUAAACCUGUACAACACAUUCUCAAAAACGAGUUUGUGUAUUGUACAAACACUUAUGCACAGCAGUUCAUACAUCCAACGAAAUUAGGGCAAAGGCCGUCCCAUGACGACCUGUUGAGUUUAGUGGGGGUUGAAUUUAGUUAAGGUGACCACCAUGGAGUGAUGAGAGUUGAGUUUGAGUUGAGACACCAAAACGGCUAGUUAACAUUAGAAAAAAAGAUUGAAGUUUGGGUUAAAACGCCAGCCUCAUCAAGUCGUAUGCUACUCCCGGGACACAAACACCCGUUUCCUGGGUGACAGCCUUGUGUUAUCCCUUAACUCCGCUCCGCUGCUUGAAAGCCCCGUGCUUUAUGACCCAACCAUCCACCCUAACCUCACUCCCUAUGCGGUUCUUCACUGGCUUAUACAGCUGUAGUCAUUCUACAUACUGCUGCAUACAGAAAUAAAUACAUGGAAUACACACCUGUUACAGAGCUUUACUUUUUGUAGCUAUACCUACGACUGGUUCAUGAGAACAGCCGGACUUGUUACUAGUUUACUUUAUAAAUACAUAUACCAAGGUGAGUCUGGCUUCACACGACCUGUCUUUUCCCCCCGUAGUUUUGGUUACAAUGUUCUCAACAUUGUGUACAUUUAUUGCUAAAAAACACAGUCAAAUAGGCAUGGUCAGGUACACAAUUUUUUCAGUUUAAUGUGGGAUUAUUACUGACAUUUGGGAUGUAAACCUACAGUUUGGGGGAAUUGUGAAAAGGGUUUCCUCAUGUCUGGAAGCAAGUGUUUUGUGGCCCGGUACUGGCCCACAGCCCAGGGGUUGGGAACCUUUGGAUUUAGGUAAGCUGUGGGGAGUGUUUACAAUUUGACUGACUGCUCUGUCGUAAUGUCACCGUGUUCCCAGGGGUCUGGUGGGUACAACGUUUUUAUGACGGAUAGCAACGGCGCUCCCAAGUACUAAAGUAAGAUCCAAGUUGUAAUACAAAUGGAGAUGUUGCUAAUUGAUAAGCGGAUCACUCUCUAAUAAGGCAUCGUUUA